Molecule: messenger RNA, 690 nt
Organism: Diversispora eburnea
Lineage: Eukaryota; Fungi; Glomeromycota; Glomeromycetes; Diversisporales; Diversisporaceae
Source: the annotation of a GenBank genome assembly
AUGUCUGAUAAUGUAGCUCAUGCUAUUAGUGGAGGAGGCAUCAUUUCAAUGGUAUUGACUUAUCCUUUGAUAACCAUUAGUUCUAGAUUACAAGUUCAAAAGAAUAAUAAAGGGAGAGACGCGAUUGCAAAAAUUCUAAAAAAUGAAGGUGUUGGCGGGUUAUACUCUGGAUUAAGUUCGGCAAUUUUUGGAAUUUCCAUUACGAAUGGGGUUUAUUAUUAUUUUUACGAAUUGACCAAGAAAUUUUUUGAGAAAUCCAAUAAACGACGAGGAGGAGGAAGUAUGUCAGUUUUGCAAUCAAUGAUUGCUGGUGCAAUUGCCGGAUCUGCUACUGUAAUAGUUACUAAUCCUAUUUGGGUGGUUAAUAUUAUAAAAGAAGAUGGAAUUAAAUCAUUUUGGCAGGGUGUAAUUCCUGCUUUGAUUUUAGUGAUUAAUCCAAUUAUUCAAUAUACUGCUUUUGAACAAAUCAAAGCAAAAAUAGAGAAAUCUGGUGUUAAAUUAGGAAAUUUGCAUUUCUUUUUAUUGGGAGCUAUUAGUAAAUUGAUUGCUACUGGAACUACUUAUCCUUACAUUGUAAUCAAAUCUCGUAUGCAACUUCGUCAAUCAACCAAUGCAAGAUAUAAAUCCGUCUUUGAUGGAUUACAAAAAAUUAGACACGAUGAAGGAUUUAGUGGCCUUUAUAAAGUGUAG